UGGAAAGCCCUGUCCGUGCUCGGUAUAUUAGGCAGCUGGCGCUCUUGGCUGGGAGCCCGGGUGAGGCUUUUGUAAUCAAAACAUGAUCUCGUGUGCUGCGCGGCCGGCGCCGCAAAAGGCCGUCUGAUGGCUCGCCGCAGCUAACGCUGUGCUGGCAUCCGCUGUCCGACAUGCACCGAGCCGAUGCUGCUGUGGAUGAUGCUGUGCUAAGGAAGAAAGAGCAGAAAGAUGUUGAACUUGAUAAGAAAAUCCUGGCUUUGCGGAAAAAGAAUGAAGCGCUCAUACGAAGGUAUCAGGAAAUAGAGGAGGACAAAAAACGAGCUGAGCAGGAGGGAAUGGCUGUUACCUCCAGGAGACCCAAGCAAGAUGGGCUCACUAUUACCAUCACUAAGGCUCACAACGACCUGAAAGAUGCAAUUACCCAGACUGAACACUAUGGACAAGAUAGCCCAGGCCUCUUGAUGGACAAAAGGGUGGUAAGCGAGAAAUGGGGGAGCCCCUGUCCUACAAGCCCUGGGUUUGACGUUGGCAGUGAGGAAGAGGAGGAGGAGGAGGAAACAGAUCAUAUGUUCACAUUUAGGAUGGGCAAGAGGAUGCAGCUGGCUGUUACCAUGGACAACAAAGCUAAGGGCAAGCGAAUAGUCAGUGAGAAACGUGCUGAGUGCUUCACUGGCCCAGGCAGGAUGCCAGAGCUGAGUGAAGAAGAGACAAAUCAUUUGGUGGCUUUCCACCGGGGGAGACGGAUGCAGAUUGCCAUCACCAUGGAAAACAAGGAAAAAACGGAGGAGAGAAGAAUGGCAGAGAAGAGGAGAUCAGAAAGCAACAGGGGUCCAGAAAGUGAUCAUGGCCGGAAGGAGGGUGGGAAGUCAGCCCAGAAAAGCCCUGGAGACCUGAAUUUCCACAUGACUGGACGGGAGCGCUCAGAGUAUAUACGCUGGAAGAGGGAGAGAGAUCAGAUCGACCUGGAGCGACUGGCACGUCACAAGAACGCGAAGGGCGAGUGGCGACGGGCUUGGGAUGUGGAGAAGUCAGAGCACAUGUUUGAAGAGGACUUUGUUAAGGAUGGGGAGCCAGCCUUGGAUAAUCCCAGCAAUAAGAAAGGAGGAAGAAACUCAAGGAAAUUCCAGCACAGGUCCUUCCCCUCCGAAGGAAAAGGUGGAGGACAGCACAGCGUGAAUGUGAGCGAUCCUGGUCCCAGAGCAGUACCCGCUGUGAGCAGCCGAGCCAGAGGAAAGGACAGACUGACCGGCAGAGCCAGAAGAUGGGAUACAAAAGAAGGCGACAACAUGUCUUUUCUGAAGGAUGACCCUGACAGCCAGAGGAUCCUUGGUACAGACAAGCUGAAGAGCAGAGGUGAGGAGGAGGUGGAAGAGAACUGCCUGACAGAACUGGAGGAGAAGGUGAAGCAGCCAAACCUCCCAGAUUAUGGGGCCUCCUCAUCACAAGGACUGCAAAGUGGAAAGGUCCCAUCUGCCCACAACGGCCAGAAGGGGGAACUGAGAGCAGUGAAGGGAUGCAGGGAGGUACCUGUGGCCAUCACUGGUGACACAGAGCCAGGGACCAAGCUAAGUAAGGAGAACAUUGGGGAAGAUGCCAGUGGGAAGCCUGGUACUGCUGACCUCCCCCAGGAGAAGGAGAGCACAAAGAGCAGUGCUCCACAGAGCAGCCUUCCGAGCGCUGUGCAAGCCAUCAGGCACAGCAGUGAGGAGAAGAUGUCAUUGCCGCUUGGAGCUGACUUAGAGAAAAGCAGAGCUUCAGAACGGGAAUCCACCGAGGACUCUUUGAACAGCCAUGGAGGAAAGCUGGACACAGCAGCAGGAGGCAGAUGGGAGGCAGGUCAAGGACAGCUGGUGCAAAAAAGAGGGGAGGAAGUGACCGAAAACACUGCCCUUGAGGGACAAAUGCUUGCACUGAAAGGUGGUGAUGAUGCUGUAGGCACUGAACACAGGGGAGAGCCUUUGCCCCCAAGGGAAGAGAGCUCCAACAAGACUGUGAAGUCUGAGCAGGACCCAGCCAAAUCACAGUCCAACAAAUGGGACCAGCCUGAGGAGUGCAAGGACAAGGACAGCAAGGACUUUAUGAACUAACAAAGACUGCAUUGCCGUGCCAGAGACAGAAGGAUAACGUGCUGAAUGUGAUGGAUGAGAAAAGGAGCACAGCCUUGUCCUCCCUCUUUGACCUCAUAUGAAACCGGCUUUCAGCACC
Molecule: messenger RNA, 2205 nt
Organism: Rhea pennata
Lineage: Eukaryota; Metazoa; Chordata; Aves; Rheiformes; Rheidae
Gene: CCDC9B
Product: coiled-coil domain containing 9B
Exons: 14
Coding region: 171-2087 (638 amino acids)
Source: RefSeq, a predicted model, not a curated record